GAAGAUCAUAAAGUACCCCUUGAAUUUAUCCAAAUAUAUGGUUCAUUCAAUGGCAUAUAUUGGCCUACCUAUGAGUUAUAUCAUAAAAUUAUUGAACCUUUUCAACAGAAGUCUAUACCUCCAUGACAUAUGAAUGCAAUUUUGAAUAGUUCUAUGACACAAAAAAUUGAAACGGACUUAAUAAUCUCAAGGUCAAAUAAUUUCCAUUCAAGAGGUCUUCAGGAAAAUGGCAACAACAAAUACUGUGAAAUUUCUCCGCCGCUUUUCCGGUAUAUUGCAGAAGCAGCAGGCGUUACCCUUGCACAAACACAACUCAAAUCUACAGAAGAGGACAUUCUACUUGUAUUCACAGGAACCAUUUCACCCUAUCCCCGGGAAGGAGCCAGAGCACUGCAAAGCAGCAGAAGCAGUCAAAGUUGUCCAAUCAGGACAUCGAGUAUACAUCCAUGGAGUUGCAGCUACACCCAUUCCAUUGGUGGAAGCACUGGCCAAUCAUGGCAUAGAAUCAAAUCUCCGGGAUGUUGAGCUGUUACAUAUUCACACUGCAGGCCCAGGAACAUUUGCGCAGAAAGAAUAUGAAGGAAUAUUUAGAAGCAACUCUCUGUUUAUGGGGCCUAAUGUUCGUGAAGCCGUGAAUGCUGGGAGAGCUGAUGUCAUGCCUAUAUUUCUCAGUGAUAUUCCACAUUUGUUUCGCAGGAGAAUACUCAAUCUUGAUGUUGCUAUGGUUUCUGUAAGCCCCCCAGAUGAACAUGGGUAUUGUACGCUAGGACCCAGUGUGGAUUGUACAAGAGCUGCAGUGCAAAAUGCUAAAACCAUUGUGGGUAUGGUCAACAAGAAUAUGCCAAGGACAUUUGGGGAUGGAAUAAUUCACAAAUCACACUUUGACUACAUGGUAGAAGGGCACAUGCCCCUUCCUGAGCUGUCCAAACAUGAACUAGAUCUGCUCAUGGUUGAUCUCCCCCUGAGUGAUGAUUAUGUAAACCCUUCAGAAAGAGAGCAGAAAAUUGGCAAAAGUAUCGCAGAAAAUCUCGUAACUGAUGGAGCAACUUUACAAAUGGGUAUUGGCAAUAUCCCAAACAUAGUUUUAAAGCAUCUCCACAACCAUAAAGACCUAGGUGUCCACACUGAGAUGUUCAGUGAUGGAGUGAUUGACCUUGUGGAGAAUGGAAACAUCACAAAUGCAAAGAAAGUUAUACAACCUGGCAAGAUCGUAGGAGCAUUCUGUGUUGGCACUAGACGCUUGUAUGACUUCUUGGAUGACAACCCUUUUGUAGUAAUGGGAGAUGUGGCUCAUGUGUGUAACACAGCAGUAAUAGCACAGAAUCCACGAGUGACAGCCAUCAACUCUUGUAUUGAAGUGGACAUAACAGGCCAGGUCGUCUCUGACAGCAUUGGAAACAAAAUGCAUUCUGGUGUUGGAGGUCAGAUUGACUUCAUUAGAGGAGCAUCACAAGGUUUAGAUGGCUUGGGGAAACCUAUAUUGGCUAUGACUUCUACAACACGUCAUGGUCAGACAAAAAUAGUACCCGACAUUCACAAGGGUGCGGGAGUGGUGACCACGAGGGCACACGUUCACUAUAUUGUCACUGAAUACGGAAUCGCAAAUCUCUUUGGAAAAAAUAUCAGACAGAGGGCAUAUGAACUGAUACGUAUUGCUCACCCUGAUCAUCAAGAAGAGUUAGAAAAAGCAGCAUUUGAGAAACUUAAUAUCAUGCCAACUCCCUAAAUGCUAAAUUUAAUUGAAUGACAAUUUGGAUAAAUUAGGGUAAAACCUUCUGCCAUUGGCUGCCAUUAUAUUUUGAUAUUUUUACUUAUAGCUGCACAGUAUAUACUAAUAAAAGCAGUUAGGGGGCUUGUAGAUCCAUAAUUAGAUGGCGCUGGGUGAUGUGCUUACCAGCAACACUGGAUAAUUUAGCCUGUCUACACUGAUUUUAUGAUUUGCUGUAUAAAGCGCUGUUUCAAAUCACAUACACAUGUACAAUAAAACGAGUGUAUGGAAUUAUAACACUUCUCAAAUGAAGACCUUCUACACUUUCUGCUAUAAUAGCUUGAUGGUAGAUGUUUGCAUGACAUGACUAACUGUAUUCUGAAUAAGCCAGUUUCUAAAGUCGUUUACUAUAGGCUUUUUAGCCA
Messenger RNA from Owenia fusiformis, 2133 nucleotides. NCBI's taxonomy places the organism in Eukaryota, Metazoa, Annelida, Polychaeta, Sabellida, Oweniidae. The record is from the annotation of a GenBank genome assembly.